Molecule: messenger RNA, 1439 nt
Organism: Thermothelomyces thermophilus ATCC 42464
Lineage: Eukaryota; Fungi; Ascomycota; Sordariomycetes; Sordariales; Chaetomiaceae
Exons: 1
Coding region: 239-1297 (352 amino acids)
Cellular component (GO): mitochondrion
Molecular function (GO): flavin adenine dinucleotide binding; electron transfer activity
Source: RefSeq, a predicted model, not a curated record
GGCCGAAGCUAACCUCGGGCCGCUUCAAUCCGCACUCGAAUUGAAGUCCGUCAGAUCUGGGGGUCUGGGAAAGCGCGGAUUAAACCGUUCACUCGGUCCCGUUCCUGUUGUGUCUCUUUUCCCUGCAGUGAUCUCUGACGAUCACACACACGCACGAUCAGCCUGCCGGCCAGCUACUUCCAUCCAAUCCCUAAAAUAGUUAAUCAACCACCACUAACCUUACCUUACACCGGGAACCAUGAUUUCGGCCGGCCGCCGGGUGUUCUCGGCCCUCGCCCGCCCGACACUCCGGAAUGCGACGACGACUCCCGCCUUCGCCGCCGGGUCCCCCGCCGCCCUGCGCCGCCUACUCUCGGCUCUCGCCAUUCUCGAGCAGCGUGACGGCAAGCUCAACACGGGCUCGCUGAGCGCCAUCAGCGCGGCGCAGAAGCUGGGCGGGUCGGUCCACGGCUUCGUCGCGGGCAGCAACAUCAAGCCGGUGGCGGAGGAGGCGGCCAAGGUGGAGGGCGUCGAGAAGAUCAUCGCGGUGGACAACGGGGCGUACGACAAGGGCCUGCCGGAGAACUACGCGCCGCUGCUGGUCGAGAACAUCAAGAAGGGCGGCUACACGCACGUGGUCGCGGGCAACACGGCCUUUGGCAAGAAUGUCAUGCCCCGCUUGGCGGCGCUGCUCGACUCGCAGCAGAUCUCGGACAUCACGGCGAUCGAGAACGACAAGACGUUUGUGCGCCCCAUCUAUGCCGGCAACGCGAUCGCCACGGUCGAGUCGUCGGACGCGGUCAAGGUGAUCACGGUCCGCGGCACCGCAUUCCCCGCCGCCAAGGUCGGGAGCGGGUCGGCCGCGGUCGAGGAGGGCGUGGAUCCCAAGGCGGAGAGCGCGACCGAGUGGGUGUCGGAGGAUCUGGCCAAGUCGGACCGGCCGGACCUGGCGACGGCGAGCAAGGUGGUGUCGGGCGGGCGCGGGCUCAAGUCCAAGGAGGACUUUGACAGGAUCAUGAUGCCGCUGGCCGACUCGCUGGGGGCUGCGGUCGGCGCCUCCCGCGCCGCGGUGGACAGCGGGUAUGCGGACAACAGCCUGCAGGUCGGGCAGACGGGCAAGGUGGUGGCGCCGGAGCUGUACAUGGCCGUGGGCAUCUCGGGGGCGAUCCAGCAUCUGGCGGGCAUGAAGGACAGCAAGGUGAUUGCGGCGAUCAACAAGGACCCGGAUGCGCCGAUUUUCCAGGUGGCGGAUGUCGGGUUGGUGGGGGAUCUGUUCGAGAAGGUGCCCGAGCUGACGGAGAAGCUGAAGAAGGCAUAGAGUUGAAGAUUUGGUUCCCGGUUCCCGUUUGUUGUUAUUUUCUUUUUUUACAGUACAAUGUACAAAUUUUUCAACCAAUGCUGGUGAGACGCCCACUCACACUGGUACAUGCAUAUCCAAGCGCACAGCUGUACAAUUGCGC